Messenger RNA from Larimichthys crocea (large yellow croaker), 1440 nucleotides. It is a transcript of the gene rpf2, whose product is annotated as ribosome production factor 2 homolog. Gene Ontology annotation, biological process: ribosomal large subunit assembly; maturation of LSU-rRNA from tricistronic rRNA transcript (SSU-rRNA, 5.8S rRNA, LSU-rRNA). Gene Ontology annotation, molecular function: rRNA binding. Gene Ontology annotation, cellular component: nucleolus. Lineage: Eukaryota; Metazoa; Chordata; Actinopteri; Sciaenidae. Bases 125 to 1051 code for a protein of 308 amino acids. The transcript is spliced from 10 exons. The record is from RefSeq and is a predicted model, not a curated record.
AUUAAACACAUCGACCAAAGAAGAAGACAGACACCAAUGUUGUCUUCCGCCGCUUGAACUCACGUGGAAGAAGCAGCACACCGUGAGCUCUCCGGUACCGGACAGGAGCACGGAGACAGACAGAAUGACGCAGUCAGACGGCAUAGUAAAACCCAAGACAAAGCGCUCCAAACGCUUCCUGGAGAGCAGAGCGCCCAAACUGACUGAGGAUGUGAAGACUGCCAUGAUCAUGAAAGGAGGGAACACCAGUCAAACAGUCACUCAGGCCCUCAAGGACAUAUAUGCCCUGAAGAAGCCCAACGCUGUGCUGUACAAGAAGAAGAACAUAACUCGGCCCUUUGAGGACUCAACGUCACUGGAAUUCUUCUCCAAGAAGACGGACUGCUCUCUCUUUCUGUUUGGCUCCCACAACAAGAAGCGACCCAACAACUUCAUCUUUGGUCGGCUGUUUGACUUUCACGUGCUCGAUAUGAUUGAACUUGGAAUUGACAAGUUUGUCUCUCUGAGUGAUAUUAAGGUUAGCAAAUGUCCUGAGGGAACCAAACCAAUGCUCGUGUUUGCAGGGGAGGCUUUUGAUACCGACAAUGAACACAAACGCCUGAAGAGUCUGCUCACGGACUUCUUCAGAGGUCCCACUGUGUCUGCGGUGCGUCUGGCAGGUUUGGAACACGUUCUACACUUCACCGCUCUGGAAGGGAAAAUCUACAUGCGCAGCUACAGGUGUCUGUUGAAGAAGUCCGGCUGCAGGACGCCGCGGAUAGAGCUGGAGGAGAUCGGACCAUCAUUUGACUUUACCCUGAGAAGAACACAUCUGGCUUCAGAUGACUUGUACAAGUUAGCUCACAGACAGCCGAAGGCUCUGAAGCCCAAAAAGAAGAAGAACAUUUCCCAUGAUGCCUUUGGUACCAAGUUUGGCCGGGUCCACAUGCAGAAGCAGGAUCUGUCCAAGCUGCAGACGCGCAAGAUGAAGGGCCUGAGAAAGAGGGGGGGAGAGGUGGUCUCUGAAGACCAGGACGGACAGACGUCCAAAGUGGCCAAAGUAGAGAGCUGAGGCGGCUCUCUGAGCUCACAGUGUCAGUUCAGUGUCCAUCACACACACGGACUGUCACCUUGUUCGAAAGACUGACCAUGUGCUCAUUAUCAUUGCCAGCUGUUACUGCCAUGGAUGAGCAUGUGAGCAGCCAGCAGGCGAAGUGGAUGCAGAGCUGUUAAUUCUGCCCCUAUUGUGCCCCCUCCCAUAACUUUUCCAUGUGACUUUCAGGCGCUUCUUUGUCUCACUGCUCUGGUAAAACCACACAAACGUAAAAAUAAAACAACAUCAAAUCCAACAAGUGUUGUCUAUUAUCUACAGUUGUGAAGGAGUCCGUGGUUUCUUAUGUAAAAAAUGUCAUUUCACUGGCAGCACAGUUUCAAAUAUGAAAAUAAAACAAACUCUAAACU